CAGCCCCUUCCUCCAGCUCACCAGGGCCUGGGGAACCUUCCUGACCCUGAGAGCACAGUCCCUCUUCCCCCAUCCUGCCCCAUACUGGCUCGGUGGAGAGGGCCCUGCUCUGUGGCCCUUCCUGUAACCCUGCUCAGGUACUGGCACUGCUCAGGCACUCAGCCAUUAUGGGAGGAUGACUCCCUGAGCCCCACCCUGGAAAGGGGAUCCCAGGCUGCUCCCCCAGGGACUGUCAAUCAUUCAGUGAGGAGCCAUCCCAGUCCCUCCCCGCAACGGGGCCUGGCAUGGCCACCAGGUCCGAGGUUCCUGCUGCUGGGCCCCUGCUGACCUGUCCUCCACCCCCCCAAGACAUCACUGAGGACAAACUGGACAAGAAGUUGUGGCCCUUUGUGUUGGACCCGGUCCCUGCCACCAGUUCCCAGGCUGCUGUCAGCCUGGGACAAGUCUCGCCCUGCAGCCCCUCUCCGCUGCGUGUCUCCAGCUUCUCGGAGACGCUGGUGGCCACCGUACGGAGCUGCGGGAUAUGCUGCCGCCUGUAGUGCACCCCUGUUCCAGGGGCUCGAUUGGCUGAGCUGCCCGCGGAGCAGGACCCAGGUGCUUCAGACCUGGGUGGAGGGCCCCGACAAAGCCCGCUCUCAGCUGCUGAUUGUGGACCGGAGCUUCAACCUGGUGUCCCCACUGCUGCACGAGCUCACCUACCAGACCAUGGCCUACGACCUGCUCGGCAUUGAGAAUGACACCUACAAGUACGAGACGACAGGGACCAGCGACUUGUGGGAGAAAGAGGCGCUGCUGGACAAAGACAACGAACUCUAGGUGCAGCUACGGCACAUGCACAUCGCUGACAUCUCCAAGUGUUUAUAAUGAGGUUGUUUCCCUCUUGGCACAUAUGGAUGACCAAGAUAAGGACAAAAUUGCCCUCAGGAUUGCCUGUAUAGCUGAGACCAAGCUGGCUAGCGUUGUGACAGUUCUGCUAGAGAAACUGCAACUGGAUGAGCAAAACAGAGUAGACAUUUACUGUAUCCUGGAGAAGGUAUUACAGCAGGACACCGGGGACCUGGAGAGAGGGCUACUGAACAAAACAAUAACCCUAGCCUUAAACCACAUGAGAGAGACUCAAGAAGCAACAAAUGAAGUCAAAGUGGCAGCUAGCAACACGUUAGUGACUCUGGCACGCUGCUAUUUUGAUCAUGUCAUGUCUGAGCUGCUCUGUCAUCUGAAACCACCAAAGCGGUCUGAAGAAUUUGUUUUAAUUACGUUGGGAAACUUGUCAUCAGCCUAUGCAUUUAAGUGUAUCCCUUUUGUGAGAAUAACCCUGAACGCCAUGUUCUCCAUGUUGGAGUUAGUCAAUGACAGCCGGAUGAGACAAGCAUUUUGUGGUGUUCUGGAAAAAUGGUCAAGGGCAGUAAAGCUCUUUUUGACUAACUGGGAAAAGUGCCCAUUCCCUAUAGCGGGUGAAUUGCGACUCUGCAAUCAUUUUCUUCCCAUGUAUUCUCAUGUGACCAGCAACUGGCUGACCUGUGAGGAGCCGGAGCUCAAGCAGGCAAUCAUCAAAGCCCUUGGUGCCAUGAUGAGCCUUCUGCUCCAUAAAGAGGAGUAUCGGGAUCAGAUAUUUGAAACGAUCUCAUGGCUCCUUGAACAAUAUAAGGAGGACACUCAUGUUUUUCACAUCACGAAGAGUCUGAGCCAGCUCUUGGAGGUCUCUGGUGAACAUAAGAUCCCUCUCCCUAAAGGGGAGUUUCGAGCCAUCUGCAGUGCUCUGCACAAGCAGAUCUGUUCUCAAGCUAAGCCGCUCAGCACAGAAAAUCACGCAGAGCUGGUCCAUUGUAUAAUUCUGCUAGCCCGUUCUUCUCCGGAGGAUCUGAUAGCAUUUCUGCACUCCCAGCUGAAGAUUAAGAAUGAGGCUGUUUGCGUGACGUCUUUGAAUCUGCUCAGAGCUAUUGUUGAUGCUGACUUGCCCGAGACAGGAGAUAAAAAGUAUCUGAUUGUGAAGGCAGUGAAAUCCACUCUGGGUGAUCAGAAUGCUACGGUAAGAGUGUGUGUGGAGCAGUGA
Molecule: messenger RNA, 2053 nt
Organism: Gopherus flavomarginatus (Mexican gopher tortoise)
Lineage: Eukaryota; Metazoa; Chordata; Testudines; Testudinidae
Product: maestro heat-like repeat-containing protein family member 2A
Exons: 14
Coding region: 734-2053 (439 amino acids)
Cellular component (GO): cytoplasm
Source: RefSeq, a predicted model, not a curated record